Molecule: messenger RNA, 2139 nt
Organism: Gaeumannomyces tritici R3-111a-1
Lineage: Eukaryota; Fungi; Ascomycota; Sordariomycetes; Magnaporthales; Magnaporthaceae
Exons: 1
Coding region: 159-2060 (633 amino acids)
Biological process (GO): maturation of SSU-rRNA from tricistronic rRNA transcript (SSU-rRNA, 5.8S rRNA, LSU-rRNA)
Cellular component (GO): small-subunit processome; nucleolus
Source: RefSeq, a predicted model, not a curated record
AAAGAAAAAAAAAAAGCUAGAACGACAGAGACGCAACCGUCACAACUCUCAGCGACUUGAAAGGCCAUCAUCUCACCACCCGCGCGGGCUCAAUUCUAAGGAGGUGGCUAUCUCUGUACUCCCGCAACUCUCAAGGGCUGCGGCCAGUAUCCGCCACCAUGGGCAAAAAACGAAAGGCAUCUCGUCAGCCUGUGGCGCCUUCGGGGCCCAGGGACGUGGAUCCUGCCGAUGCGCGCCUCCAGGUCAACUCGUAUGAGGAUAUCGCCGAUUCGGAAGAGGAGUACUUUAUGAACAAGGACAAGAUCCUCCUUGAAGAUGGCCCCAGUGCCAAGCGGCGAAAGGCCGACAAGGAGGAUGACAUGUUCGAGUCCUCGGACGAGGAGGUUCUGGACGGCGACGAUGACGACGACAGCGACGACGACGGCGACGACGAGGACAUCGACGGGCGCCAAGAAGACGACAGCGGCGACGGCGGCGACCCUCGGGCCGACGGCGGUGAGGCGGACGAUGACGACCGGGGUUAUUGGGGCUCGUCAAAAAAGGAGUACUAUGAGACGGAUGCGCUCGAGACCGAGGCCGAUGCCUUGGCCGAGGAGGCAGAAGCGAAGCGCCUGCAGCAAAAGAAGCUGGCCAGGAUGUCCGAGGCCGACUUUAUUUUUGACGCAGACGAAUGGGGCGCGCAGGGUGGGGAUGCCGACGAGGAGGACCAGGGCGGCGACGGAGUUCUCACCGAGGUGCUCAAGGACGUCGACAUCACCAGCGACUUGGGCCCCGAAGAGAUCUACAAGGCUCUCCAGGCCAGAUACCCCGAAUUCGACUUCCUGGUCGAAGAGUUCCAGCAGCUGCAGCCCCGGCUGUUGGAGUACAGGCAGGCCGCCGAGGGCAAGCCGUCCAAGUCUCUCGAGGUUGUGCAGUACUGGACGCUGGGGUGUUACGUCGCCGCGCUCGCCAGCUACUUUGCCAUCCUCACCUCGCCCUCCCGGGAUGGCCAUGACCAGCCAAAGGCCCUCGACCCGGCAACGCUGCGCGACCACGAGAUCAUGGGGACAUUGGUUAGCUGCCGCGAGGCGUGGUCAAGGGUCCAGAAGUUCAAGGGCCCCGGCAGGGCUGCCCGUCUCUCGAGCGAUAAGCAGUCGCACGAUGUGGCCGCCGAUGAGCUCCUAGCGUCAGAAGAUGAGAAUUCAAGACGGACCCUAAAGGCACAGCCCGACGACAAUGCCGGUCUCAGUAGUAAAAAGAAACGUCUCGACAAGCAAAAGCUCGCCAAAGCCAAGAAGCUGGAAGAAUCGCUGGCCGACCUUUCGGAGCUCUUACCCAAGUCACAGCAGAAGAGGAAGACACAACGGAAAGCUGCCAGUGCCGGCGCUGCCGGCGCUGGAGAGGACGACAACUCGGACUUUGGCGACGAGGACACUCUGGACGCGCGCACCGCGGAGGACAAAGCUGCGCGCAAGAAGAGCCUGCGGUUCUACACGUCCCAGAUUGUGCAGAAGGCCGGAAAGCGGGCCGGAGCUGGACGAGAUGCAGGCGGCGAUAUGGACAUUCCUCAUCGUGAACGGUUGCGUGACCGGCAAGCGCGUCUCAACGCCGAGGCGGAACGGCGUGGCCAAAAGAGCUCCAAGCACGGCGAGGAGCUCGGCGGCGAUGACGACGAUGACGACGACGACCAGGAGGCGCUGGCCAACGAGGUGCGCGACGACGAGGACGGGUACUACGACAUGGUGGCUCACGGGGCGCGGCAGAAGAAGGCGGACAAGGCGGCCCGGCACGAGGCGCUCCAGGCGGCCAACAAGAACGACCAGGUAGUGGAGCGCGAGGAGGUGGGCGAGGACGGCAAGAGACAGGUGACGUACCACAUCCUCAAGAACAAGGGCCUGACGCCCAAGCGCAAGAAGGAGGCAAAGAACUCGCGGGUCAAGAAGCGCAAGAAGUUCGAGGAGAAGACCAAGAAGCUCAAGAGCAUCCGGGCCGUCUACGGCGGGGGCGAGAGCCGCGGCGGCUACCAGGGAGAGCUCAGCGGCAUCAAGACGGGGCUGGUCAAGAGUGUCAAGCUUUCGUAGCAAGGGGGGCUGUAGUCGAUGCCGGGGUUGUAGUAAAUAUCGAGCGGGUGCAUUGCUGCUGUGGUCGCCUUGCUUGCGU